AAUGGUGGUCUGAUUGUGGCAUUCGUGAGUGUGUAGGUCAGACGAAUUUGCCGGUGUUAGAACACAUUUUAGCCUAUAUUUUUACACUGAGUAAUUGGGUUGUUUCUCAGAAUCAACACACCACAUCCAGCCACCAUGGAUGACUAUUUGAAGCUGUUGGGGGCUGGGGCAGUUACUCUAGGAGCUGUGACAACAGCUACUGCCAUGUAUUACCUCAACCGACCCAAGCCUAUAGAACAGCCUGUGGAUAUCCACCAUCAGUCCCUUGAAGUGCCGGGCAAAGAUAGAGCUCGUGUGUCCUGUUUAUGUAAGAAUGGCAAACUUGUUGAAUAUCUGGAGGAAGAUGUUCGUACUCUGAGGGAAGCUUUCCAGAGAGGAUCAAGGGUGUCCAAGAAUGGACCUUGUUUGGGAUGGAAACCAACACCAUCAACACCAUACCAGUGGAUGUCUUACAGUGAGGCACUGUCCAGAGCAGGUGAUCUGGGAUGUGGGUUGAUUAAGAAAGGCCAACAACCAGUGAACAGCACACAUAUUGGGAUCUAUUCUCAGAACAGACCCGAGUAUGUGAUUACAGAACAAGGCUGUUACAUGUUCUCUAUGGUUCUGGUACCUCUGUACGACACACUUGGCAGGGAGGCUUGCAAAUUCAUCCUCAAUCAAGCUGAGAUCAGCAUUGUGAUAUGUGAUAACAACACAAAGGUGCAGAACCUUUUGAAUGACAAGACAGCCCUGCCACUGCUGCACACCCUGGUCGUCAUGGAAGAGCCCAGCCAAGAGAACCUGGUCAAGGCCAUGGAGCUCAAGGUCACCAUCAUGACCUUCAAACAGCUGGAGGAACUUGGAAGUCAGAAUCCCCAUGAACCUGUGCCUGCUAAACCUGAUGAUAACUGUAUGGUCUGCUACACUAGUGGAACAACAGGGUUACCUAAAGGUGCUAUGCUAACACAUGCUGGCUUGAUAUCGAUCGUGGUUGGCUGCUACCUGCAAGUUCCUUUUAUGAACAUUGGACCUGAUGACAUAAUGAUCUCGUACUUGCCACUGGCUCACUCCUAUGAAAGACUGAUAGAGGUAUAUGUCUACAUGUUUGGGGGCCGUAUUGGAUUUUUCCAAGGAGAUGUACGUAAAUUGAUGGAUGACAUAAAGGAGCUUAAACCCACUCUAUUUCCUACAGUACCAAGGCUUCUGAACAGAGUUUAUGAUAAGGUAAUGGCACAAGUUAACAGCAGUCCAAUCAAAAAGUACAUCUUCAACUUGGCUCUGAGGAAAAAGGAAGAGGAAUUACAAAGGGGUAUUGUUCGGAAUGAUGGGUUCUGGGAUAAACUAGCAUUCCGUAAAGUGGCUGAGUCAUUGGGAGGCCGUAUUCGUUUGAUCUCAACAGGUUCCGCGCCACUCUCCCCAUCUGUUCUAACCUUUAUCCGGUGUGUUACAGGGUGUGUGGUGUUGGAAGGCUAUGGGCAGACAGAGUGCCAUGCCAUUGCCACCUUGCAAGUACCUGGCGACCAUGUCGCAGGUAAUGUUGGACCACCUCUCACAUGUAAUUACAUCAAACUGGCUGAUGUACCAGACAUGAACUACUUCGCAGCUGAUCAGAAAGGAGAGAUUUGUAUCAAAGGACCAAAUGUAUUCAAGGGCUAUCUGAAAGAUCCGAAGAAGACACGAGAGGCCCUUGAUGACGAUGGCUGGUUACAUACAGGGGACAUCGGGACAUGGUUGCCUAAUGGCACCCUCAAAAUCAUCGACAGAAAGAAGCAUAUCUUCAAAUUGGCUCAGGGUGAAUAUAUAGCCCCAGAGAAGAUAGAGAAUAUUUACAUUCGCAGCCAGCUGGUGUGUCAGAUGUAUGUUCACGGAGACAGCUUGAAGGCUUGUUUGAUUGGUGUAGCUGUACCAGACGCAGACACAUUCCCCAAGUUCGCCAAGAAAUCCCUGGGGAUUAUGGGCACCCUGGAGAGCUUAGCUGCUAACCCUGCAUGCAAGAAAGCAAUAUUAGAAGAUAUUACAGAGGUGGGAAAGAAGGCUGGCCUGCAGUCAUUUGAACAGGUGAAAGAUAUUUAUAUCUAUCCAGAACAGUUUUCAGUUGCCAAUGGCCUCCUUACACCAACAUUGAAAUCAAAACGUCUUGAACUGAAGAAGUUCUUCAACACCCAGAUUGAAGACAUGUACAGCCGUUUGACAUAGGCGUUACACAAGACAUUUUUUAUUUCAGUUUUAUCGCAAGUACCAUAGGAUAUGCUGUGAGGCUUUGCGUGUAAGUGUGGGAGUGAGGUAACACUGUGUGAUAGACUAGUGUGAUGUUUUCCUGUGUGACCACAUUGUCCUGUACAGGUUUCACAGUACGAGGUCAGUUCCUGGUACAUACCACUGGUGAGGACAGACAUAAUACCGACCAUACUAUAGCAUUAUGAUGUAAAUAUACUGAUGAUUGUUGUCAUGUUUGGAGCCACCCAGUGACACAUAUAACCAUAUGAACAGUGCAGCUAUAUGUUAUGUGUAUGUGUAGCAAGUGUCAACUACUGCCUGCUGGACUUCUAGCUGAUGCAUCAUAACUUAUUAUAGCUUAAAGCUUAUGAAUGAAUUUUUUACAAUUUGCAAAUCGUCCAGUUUGGUUUAGGUCCAGUUGUUAUCAGGCAUAUUAUGUUUAUUUAUUUAUUUAUUUGAUUGGUGUUUUACACUGUACAAAAGAAUAUUUCACUUAUCCGACGGCAGCCAGCAUUAUGGUGGGAGGGGGCUGGGCAGAGUCCACCCCCCGGGGGGACCCCACGACCAUCCACAGGUUGCCUGCAAUCCUUCCCACUUAUGGCCAGAGGCAUAUUAUGUAGAUUCUGGCCUGCAGAAAAUGUAACAAAUAAUAAUUUCACUCUGCAAACAUUUCAACAUGGUCCAAGUCAUUAGACAUUUCUUUUAUGUGUGUGAAUUAGUCACUAUCCUUCCUUUUGAUGUAUGGUUUGAAAGUAUUUGUGGUAAGGAUUGAUGUGAACAGCUUCAUUGUUGUUUAUUUGUUUGAUUGGUGUUUUACACCGUACUCAAUAAUAUUUCAUUUAUACGAAAAUGAAAGCAUUAUGGUUGGAGGAAACCGCGCAGAGCCCGGGGGAAACCCACGACCAUUUGCAGGUUACUGCCAGACCUUCCCACAUACGGCCAGAGAGGAAGCCAGCAUGAGCUGGACUUGAACUCACAGCAGCCACAUUGGUGAGAGGCUCCUGGGUCAUUACAAUGCUUUAGCGCUCUAACCAACUGUUUGUUAUUGUCAGAGCUUAUAAUUAUCAGGUAUAUGUAGUAUUUAUGACUCUAGUCUGUUCAUUCGACCCCAGCUAAUGUUUUGUUUGGUGUGCCAUUCAGAUUUCUGUAUAUUUUUUUUGCCUAGUUUAUGAAAAAAGUGUACUUUCUGCUCGAUUGCAAGUUGUGUGGUUGUGACAUUUUGACUUUCUGUUUUCAUUCAAGUUGUUUGCUCAUACUUUGUGCAGUAUUCAGGAAUUCCAUAGCACACUGUUACCAACUAUGCUGUUUGACACUUGUGUACAUUUUGCAGAGUUUUUCGUCAAUAAUCUGUCACCUUUUGGAUAAAUAUGUAUAAAAUGAUUUUCUGUGUGAAAAUGUUUCUAGGGCUUGUGCCUGUUCAAACAGGAUUCAGAAGGCAGUCCUCAUCAAUGAUGUGUAUAUUUAGUACAAACAUGACUAUCCUGUGUUCCUUCAUUGUUAGCAUAUAUAUGAGCUUUAUGAACAUCAUAUGUAUGCCACUAAACAGUAAAGUCAGUAGAAAAAAAUUCAUGCGAUGCUUACAAAAAAAAAAAUAAAAUAAAAUAAAAUUUGCAGAGAGGACUUUACUCAAAAUUUAUGAUAAAAUUUCGGUUAGAAUUCCUUAGUUUUAACUAACCAAACCCACUAGCAUGAAUCCAUCUAAUAACGUUAUGUUUACGUUAUUACCAUAGCAACCAGAAGUGAAGAUGUAGCAUUGCUAUGGAAAGCAAGUGCAUGUAACUUUGCAAAAGCUUUCUGUAAGUGGGACUUAAGCUUCUGGUACACUUCCUGUACAGAAGCUGUAGAAACAAAGCAGUCAGUAUUGUUCUGAUUUCUGACUUGACUGAUUUGUUUCAUGUUUUAUUUACGACUCUCUUUUGAACAGUUACUCUUACGUUAUUUGGCUGUAUACAAUGUAUUUAAUUUUCCAAUAUAAGAUAAUUUGUGUGCAGUUCAUAUAGUUUGUAUUCCACUGUGCAGAUACUCGUGUAGUUAAUGGAGCCUUGGAAAAGAGUGCUAUUAUACAGGGUUAAAAUGGUAGGUACCGUUGCAUUGUUAUCGCAUCUUCAGAUGGCGAUUGGCGCAUCUGUGCAAUCUUUCUUUACUAAUGACCAGGGUUUUAACACAUGUUAUUGUGUAAUUCUGAGGUAGCGUAAACUGGAAUGAAGUUGAUUAGAUGAAACACUCAAUAACACUGGGGAAUAGUUAUUAUGGUCAGUUGUAGGGCAAACUUAUACCUUCUAUAUCCAACCAAUGGGGGCCACAUUAUAUCAUUGCAUAUGCGGAGGAAAAAUCUAACAAUAGUGGUGCCUUGAUGCACAGACUGUAUCACCAUGCUGCACGUACUCGUUUACUCUCAAUAUACUCAUUAGACUUGUUUGUUUUCUGUGGUAGUGAGAAGGCAUACAGAUUUCUGUAAAUUACCUUGAAGGAACCAUAUGGAUGUAUUAAAUGCGAUUGCAUGUACAUGUAUCUUAACAUGAUUUUGUGGGGUAAACAUGGUUCAGCUUGUCUCGAUGGAGAUGCUAUGGCUAACACGUAUAGGUGACUCCAUUUGCACGAAGGCAGGGUUGUUGGAAGGGUAGAUAGUACCCAAUGUCAGCCUCUCCGUGGAGGUGAAAACGUUCUACUGCACAACUGGAUUGCAUGUUCAGAAACAGUGGCAUGUGUGGGUGUCUUGACAGGAACAAUACUGAAUGGAGAUGCCAGUUGUGAUGUAACCGUAGCCAGAUAUGGAUUAGUGGAAUGCUAACUUAUUCUCUGACAUUUUUAUCCCUUCUGUAGUGGAUUACGUGGUUUGUGUUGAGCUAGCCUUGAAGGCAACUGUUUGCCAGUGUGGUGUAUAUGUAAAGCUUUCGUUUACAGUGGCGUUACAGUGAGAAGAGUUGCAAACCUACAUUGCACUGUCAGUGUUGUAAUGCAGGUGUAAAGUGUGAGUUGCCAGGCACCACAGCGUGCAUUUACUGUGUGACACAUUUUACAUUUGAUGUAAUUCUUUAAUGAGCAUCGAUUCUAAAGAGGCUAUUACGAUGUACAUACCCUGUGAGAUUCUGCUGUGUUUUUCAUGGCGAAACCUUUGACAUUUAAGUCUGAUCUGUCUACUUUGGCAAACCUGUUGCUUUUUUCAAUGGUGAAUGUGACAAUAAACUUACUAUCCCUCUGUA
Liolophura sinensis is the source of this 5399-nucleotide messenger RNA. RefSeq names its product long-chain-fatty-acid--CoA ligase 5-like. Gene Ontology annotation, molecular function: long-chain fatty acid-CoA ligase activity. Gene Ontology annotation, cellular component: membrane; endoplasmic reticulum. The coding region runs from base 136 to 2175 and encodes 679 amino acids. The transcript has 22 exons. The record is from RefSeq and is a predicted model, not a curated record. NCBI's taxonomy places the organism in Eukaryota, Metazoa, Mollusca, Polyplacophora, Chitonida, Chitonidae. Gene Ontology annotation, biological process: fatty acid metabolic process.